Molecule: messenger RNA, 648 nt
Organism: Ostertagia ostertagi
Lineage: Eukaryota; Metazoa; Nematoda; Chromadorea; Rhabditida; Trichostrongylidae
Source: the annotation of a GenBank genome assembly
AUGAUGUUAGAUGAAAAUGGAGGUGGAAUGGCCGGGAACGACCUGCGGACGCUCAUCGAGUCACGCAUUCCUGAGCAUAGAGCGCAUCUGGAAACCAGCCAUCUGAAUCUAGAAAACGUUGCUGCUUAUUGCGAGGCCAACUACCUCAACGCCGUGGAUCGGAAUGCGUCGUUUGAGGAAACAAAGCAGUUUGCGUUGCAGUCCCUCGCCAGUGUUGCGUAUCAGAUAAAUACUCUUGCAAGGGAUUUGUUGGAUAUGCUGGAUUUACAGACCGAUAAAAUUUCAAAUCUGAGCGGUCAAGUGGAAAAUAUAGAUGUGGUUGUUAAUAUCCACAAAGAAAAGCUUGCACGAAGAGAAAUCGGCGCGCUGACGACAAAUAAAACCAUCCAGAAGCAGCCAAAGAUAAUCGCACCUGCUGCUCAGGAACCGCCUCAACGAUACAGACGUGCACCAAUAGACUUUUCUGUUUUGGAUGGAAUAGGACAUGGUGUUCGUUGUGAGGUGCCUCAACAUCGUGGUGGAUUAGUGUCUCGAGCCGCCUCAAGCGUCUCUGGAUCACAACCUUAUUCAAUUGCAAUUACCGCUCCAGUUACGGAUGCGCCCAGCAUAACAUCGGACGAACACAUUACGUUCUUCAAGCAUUUGUAG